AUGUUUGAGGGGCAGGCGGAAAAGAGCAAUAAGACUAAGUACUAUGAGAUUCUAGGGACUUGGAAGACUUAUUGGAAAGCCACCUGGAGGAACCAUCCUGAUAAUGGAGGCGAUCCUCGAAAGUACCAAAUGAUUACCGAAGCUUACUCUGUACUUUCGGACCCUAAGAAGCGUGAUAUAUAUGACCAGUAUGGUGAGGAUGCAGUGAAACAACAAGGCAACUAUGAUCAGUAUGGUGAGGGUGCAGUGAAACAACAAGGCAAUGGCAGUGAUGACACCUUGAGGAGAAGGAGAGGAGACCGGAGGACGCAGCGGUGGGAAAUACUAGUGGAGUGGGCCAGCAUGAUGUAG
This is a messenger RNA of Oldenlandia corymbosa var. corymbosa, 351 nucleotides long. NCBI's taxonomy places the organism in Eukaryota, Viridiplantae, Streptophyta, Magnoliopsida, Gentianales, Rubiaceae. The record is from the annotation of a GenBank genome assembly.